ACGCAAACGUCUUUCUAUCUGGUCACGUGACUGAGACCGUAGCACGACCUCAGCUUUUGGCUAGUCGAUAGCAGCAGAUCCAUCUAUUUAAAAGCUAAAUUAUGUCGUUUUGAUUUCUCCCAAAUACAUUUUCUUCCAUUUUAUGCCCUGGUAAACACUAGUGUGUCCAGUAAAUAUAGCGGAGUUGCUUCUUUCAUAUUUUUAAGACACAUUCUCGAGCUAGCUUACCGAGGUUUAGCACGUUAGCUAACAUCAACAUGAAUAUUGACAACAUAAAUCAGUCUGUUACAACUGGAGUUCCUGCUACAACCUCUUCAACUUCAAGUAACUGCAUCGCAAAUGACAACGCUACGACAAACGCCAGCAGCAUCCCUUCAGUGACAACUGGAGCCUCAGCACCUGCAGUGACACCUUCCGCAGACUCAUCAGUUUCCAAUGGGGUUUAUCUUCCAAGUGGAAUCACAAAUGGGGACAUAAGACCUGCCAUCUCUACCACACCUCUAGCGGAUUUCCUCAUGCAGCUGGAAGAUUACACUCCAACAAUUCCUGAUGCUGUUACAGGCUAUUACCUAAACAGGGCGGGCUUUGAGGCUUCUGAUCCAAGAAUAAUCCGCCUGAUCUCCCUUGCAUCUCAGAAGUUUAUCUCAGACAUUGCUAAUGAUGCACUGCAGUACUGCAAAAUGAAGGGAACUGCUUCAGGGAGCUCCAGGAGUAAGACAAAGGAUAAAAAGUACACUCUGACGAUGGAGGACCUGACACUUGCCCUCUCUGAAUAUGGCGUGAAUGUCAAGAAACCCUAUUAUUUCACAUAGAACUCAUUAUUUAAACCUUUUUUGAUUCUUGCUAGCAAUGAGUGUCCUGCUAACCUUUUAGAGUCUUUUGUCAGCUUUACUGACAAGCGUUUUUUGACCAUGGUUUGGUACAGCUUUAUAAAUACUUAAAGCAGCUUGUGAGUUUCUUGUGAAGUUUUCUUUGAAUUUAGUUAGCUGUGGAAUUUUUGUUUUAUGAUGAAAAUAAAAGAUAUUUACCAAAACUA
Messenger RNA from Cyprinodon tularosa, 1036 nucleotides. It is a transcript of the gene taf10, whose product is annotated as TAF10 RNA polymerase II, TATA box binding protein (TBP)-associated factor. Gene Ontology annotation, molecular function: RNA polymerase II general transcription initiation factor activity; promoter-specific chromatin binding. The transcript has 5 exons. Lineage: Eukaryota; Metazoa; Chordata; Actinopteri; Cyprinodontiformes; Cyprinodontidae. Gene Ontology annotation, cellular component: nucleus; SAGA complex; transcription factor TFIID complex. The record is from RefSeq and is a predicted model, not a curated record. Gene Ontology annotation, biological process: transcription initiation at RNA polymerase II promoter. Bases 258 to 812 code for a protein of 184 amino acids.